AUGCUGCCUACGAACGUUAUGUCAUUCAUGAAGAAGAUGGUGGCGACGGAGGACACGUCGAACAGUGUCCCCGGUCAAAUUGAAUCUCCCGGCACAUUCGGCAAGUUGCGACAGACGUUAUCGUCUUCCUUACUUACUGCACAAGACAAAGUAACGAAACUCGGGCCAAGACCAGUCGCGGUGGAGGUUACUCCGGAGCCCCCAGCGGUUGCCCCACCGCCUGCACAACCUCCGCCCCAACCGGCAAAAACAGAACGCGAGGCGGGCAAAGCCCCGUCCCGUGCUGGGGCUUGCCGCGUGUGCCUGAAGGCCCUGAAGCCAGGCGAGGUGUUCCACAUCUGCAAUGGCUGCCAGCACCGCGUUUGCGAGGAUUGCUCAUCCUACUCAAAACCUUCCAGCGAAGAGGAAGCGAAUUCCUGGCGCUGCUCGGUGUGCCGUCGCAAGGCUGGGCCGAGGCUGCCACCAGCGGCUCAGGACAGCACGGACUCCUUGCUGGACGUACCGGUGCUGGAAGCGCUGCAGCGGCGGCACUCUGAGGCGCGCCUUGGCAGCGGCGGCGCGUCCACGGGCCUAGCCCCACCCAGAUCCCCCGAGCUCCGUCGCCACUCCGACGUCUCUCCCGCAUCCUUAAAGGAACUGGAGAAGUUAAAGGGCGGCGGUGGCAGCGUGACGCCGGAGGCCGUCGAGUCGCGGCGCUCGAGUACCGUGGCGCCGGCGCGCCGUCGCUCGGUGCGCGCGCCGCGCCAGCGCUCCUGCGACGAGGAGCAGCCGGCGCCGGGCCACGCGCCCGCGCUCUCCGCGCCGCCGCCGAUGUCGCGCAGAGCUUCGGCCGUGGACGUGGUAAGCGGGGCCGGAUCCCGACGUAGCUCGUACCGAGUAGAGGAGCCAGCGGACACCGCACCGCAAAUAACCGGCCUGAGCGUCGAUGAAGAACGUCCUAUACGUCGCCGUGGAAGCCAGCUGCCGGACAUCGCGGCGCUGCAACAGCGCACCGGUGCCCUGAGCGCAAUGGCGGCGCUGGCGUCGCGCGGCUCCGACGCCGCGGAGUCCGCGUCGGUGUCCGCUGCGGCCGCGGCGGCCGUGGCGGCCGCUCGCCAGAUGUCCGUCGACGCGGAGGCGAUCAAAAUCGUCAUACACGACGUCGACGACCGCACGCCGCGCCGCGUCACACUGCGCCGCGACCCCAACGACAAGGGCCACCGCUCUCGGGGAUUCGGUAUGCGAGUUGUUGGGGGUAAGCCUGACGCCAGCGGCCGCAGGGAGGCUGUCAUCGUGUGGACUGUACCCGGUGGACCAGCAGAUCUAGCCGGAUUGCAGCAGGGUGAUAAGGUCCUGGAAUGGGGCGGAGUGCCGUUAACGGAACGCAGCUUCGAGGAGGUGUGCGCCGUGUUGGAGCGUGGUGGCGACACGGUGGAGCUGCUUGUGGAACCGGCGCCGCAGCUGGACGACACACCACCACCACCUACCCACCACACCACUCACCACCACCAUGCUCUAUACGAACCAGAUACAGACAAAACACCAUCGUCGCCGACUCGACGGAAAUUGCCGAAAACCCCGGAGCAAGAGCGGAACGAGCGAUACCGGGAGCGUCCGCCCGCCAGGGCGCAGCUGCAAGUUUGGUUCGAGAGUGAGCUCCGCAAACUGGUGGUGGUGCUGAUCGCGGCCGAUGACCUCCCACCACGCGACCACACUCUAGGCUACGGGGACGAGCCCGAGGCCUUCGCCCGGAUACGCCUUCUACCGUCGCUAGAGAGCUGCCCGCCUGUGGAGACAGACCCUGCAUCGGCCUCAUGCAGCCCAGUGUGGAACGCUACCCUCGGCUUCGGUGGUCUAACAGCCGACCUGCUGGCAGGUCGCGCUCUGGAACUCACUCUCUGGGAUGCCUGCCCAGGAAUCGAUCCUGUGCUAAUCGGAGAAUGCACUAUGGAGCUGGAGAAGGCGUUCGCCGAGGAGCGUGCCGUGUGGUGGACCCUGGAGGAGCGUGGCACCCGUUCUGCCAACGCGUCGCCGCGAGGUUCGCUCACCGGCGCACGUGCGCUCCGACGUGGCGACUUCGCCUCCCAACGCUCUAUAUCUGAUGAUGUUGAUUCGAUCGGCGAGUGUGCAUCCUUACUGCACCCUGACCACGCCUGGGUGGCCGGAUCAAGACGAGGGUCCUCGCAGUCUGAGACCCUCGAAGUGGAGGUCUACCAACUAGGGAAGGACUUUUCCCGUUCUCUGCCUGGAUCACGCCGCUCUUCGUUCCAACAACAGGAAAAAGGUAAAGUGUUUACACAACAAAGUGCGCUGAUACGAGUAUACUCAUAUACUGUAGAUAGCUUAAACAAACUUGAUGCGCCU
Messenger RNA from Iphiclides podalirius (scarce swallowtail), 2343 nucleotides. Lineage: Eukaryota; Metazoa; Arthropoda; Insecta; Lepidoptera; Papilionidae. The record is from the annotation of a GenBank genome assembly.